Punica granatum (pomegranate) is the source of this 2244-nucleotide messenger RNA. The record is from RefSeq and is a predicted model, not a curated record. Lineage: Eukaryota; Viridiplantae; Streptophyta; Magnoliopsida; Myrtales; Lythraceae.
CAAAUUAUGGAGAACUUGUACAGUUGUUUACGAAAUUCUCCUUUACCCCAUCAAAAACCACCAUUGAUGAUAUAAUUUCCUGGUCUCCGGGUCGUUUGAGGUAGAGAUAAUCACGAUGAUGAUGGAGCUCUCAGAUCACUGUAAGAUCACUCACAACAGUCCCGAAGACCCACCCACACCGUACUGUCACAGGAAGAGAAACAACAACAACGAGAAGGUCAAGAAGAGCAACCACCUAUCCCCGAUAUCGUCGUUUUCGUUUGCUUCUUCGUCAUCGUCAUGCUUCUUCUGCACCAUGGACGAGCCCGACCCGUCCCUCCGGAGAGCCGGACUUGCCAAGUGCUUCAAAGAGAUCCCUCUCUCUGACGACCCCGACCAUGUCCUCGUACUCAGCUUCCUCUGGAGCGCUGCCAUGUCCCACCCCGAUGAUCCGGAGUUCCCCUCGCUCGGCCUUUUCGACUGCCUCGUGAAGCUCAUCAGGCGAGGACUGACCGACGGCUCGUGGCUCCUCAAGGACCAGAACAUCUACAUCCCCUACUACGCGUCGCACGUACUCGGGUCGUACGCGAUGAACAAGGCCCAGCUGGCCGAGAAGGUCAUGAAGUCUGGUGCGGUUCAGCCGCUAGUGGAGAUGAUGAGGGGGCGGCUCAGCUGGGUCGAGCAGCGAGUCGCCGUCCGCGUGCUGGGUCACUUGGCCAGCCACGACGCCAGCUUCCAAGCCAUCACAUCUCUUGAACUGCACAUUGAGAUUGUACAACUAGCCAUGGGAAUUGCCUCCAGAUGCCUAGAAGUGAUCUAUAGUGAAUUCAUCUGCAUUAAUGAGUCCAAGAGAUUGAAGUACCAAUGCAACCUAUUAACAAGAGGCCUCGGCGGGGCAGAAGUCGAGAACAGAAAGGCGGAGGAAUGGGCAAUGCAGCUUCAGUCAUGGUCCCUCUACCUUCUCAACUGCUUCGCCAAAAAAGAGAUUUGCCUCGAUUUGAUGUGCACUAAUUAUUUCUUGAAGGAGUUGUGCGCAAUGUGGGGGGGACUGGCCCAUAGUCCGCAAUUGUCAUGUGGGACUAGAUUAAUCCGGACGCUUUGUCGUACCAAAUUCGGGAGGAAGAGAAUCGCAGACUCAAAGGAAUUCAUAUACUUUCUCUGCAACCUGUCUAGGUCAUCGGAUGACUGCCAGGUCAUCGCAAUCGAUGCCCUCCUGAAUCUCCUUAGAGAUCUGGAUACCAGAUACAAAAUCAUAGAUAUAGCGACGGUCUACCUAGUUGACUUGGUCGAGAUGGAGGGCUUGGGGGAUGUGAUCACUCAAGUGCUGCUCCAGGACUACCACAUGGUCAGGUACGGAAAUCUGAAGCUCGGGACCGAGGCGGCCCGCGGAGCGCUAGCUGAGGCGUGGGAGGUGAAGGUCGAGAGGAGGAAGGAGGAGAGACUCAUGACCGAGGACGAGGUUACCAAGAGGAAAUACAUCGUGAGGUCGUUGAGAAAGGAGGCGAACCGUCACUUUCGGUCGGGAGAAAUUGAAAAAGCGACGGAACAUUACACCAAGGCGUUAGAUCACUGUACGCUAAGGAUGACGAGGGAGAGGGUCGUGAUCUACAGCAACAGGGCGCAGUGUCAUUUGGUGAUGAGGCAUGCUGAGUCAGCAAUCAGGGAUGCCACGAGGGCGGUGGCGUUAUCCGGUGCGGCGGGAAUGCAUGGGAGGAGCCUGUGGAGGAGAUCUCAGGCGUACGAUAUGGUGGGCCUCGAGAGGCAGAGCUUGAUGGACUGCCUGAUGUUCAUCAAUCAGAGGGUGAGGAGCGAGGGAGGUGAGGAGAAGAUUCCGUACUACGCGGCUAGGAUGCUGAACAAGCAGAUGAACGCCACGUGGGUGUUCGCUCGGGCGAGAGCUAAGGCCGGAGUCAGCGAAAGUCAAGUUGACUUUGGUGCAAAUAAGGCUAGAAAUGGUACACCAAACAAUCCAAAAGAAGGGAUUUUCUCGACAGAUAGGAGAAAGAGGAAAGCGGGAGGUGGUCGAAGGAGGACAAGACAUGGAAUCAGCAUCAAGCUUUUACCAACAACGUUGCCAAAUAAUUCAAAAAUCGUUGAGCAAGAACAUUAAUGUGAGGACCAAUCGAACUUUCGAAUGUGGAUAUGACUCUGUUAGAAGUAUACAUAAUUAGUGCAGAUACCUUGCAUUGGAUAUGUUUGAGCCGACCAUGUUCACAUCAUGUGAGAGACGUACAAUUGAAAAGAAAUUGAAUAUAUCAUUUCGCA